Penaeus vannamei (Pacific white shrimp) is the source of this 1182-nucleotide messenger RNA. Lineage: Eukaryota; Metazoa; Arthropoda; Malacostraca; Decapoda; Penaeidae. The record is from RefSeq and is a predicted model, not a curated record.
UUCGUCGUUUAGUUCACAUGCUUCUUUUGCGUCCAGAUCCUUCUUAUGUGGCAAGACAUCUGAAGCAGCUGGGCGUGGUAGUGGGUGAGCACAGCACAUGGCUCAAGGUUGGCCUGGGCGUAGCCGCCAUUGCUGCCUUCGCGCUCCUCCUUGCUAGGGCUCUCAGGUCGGGAGAGAGAUAGUCACCUGAGGCCCAGCAUGCUAGUCCUUUGUAGUGUAAACAAAAAGAGAAAACUUUUUGGGGUAAAUAUCAGUUGUAUGACAGGAUAGAUGGGGAGACAGGAGUGGGAGGAUAUGGAAGGGAAGGGGAAGGACAUCUUACUUUCCUUAUGCAGCUGUAACAUCUUGCAUAAGACUAGCUCUUACAGAUAUUAACAUUAUGGUAGGUGCAAGAAUGCAUUAUAAUUUAUAUGCUAUUGUAUGAUAAGGGGAUAUUUUUUUAGAAAUGUUUUGGUAUUCAAGAACUGAUGGAUUCACUCUGCUUGUUAUAAAAACUUUUUAUCUAUUUUUUUUUUCUAUUCAUUAUUUUUUAUGUGCCUGGAAAUUGGCAAUUACAGUGGAUUACUCAUGUAAUGAGGAUUGGUCUUGAAUUAAAUGUGAUUUAUAAAUCUACUUUUACACUUAUAUAUAUGUGGUGUGUGUACUUUUUCCAAUCAUGCCGAAACUUUCAUUGUGUAUAUGUAAUUUACACAUAUGUAAAUAAAAGCAGAAUAUAUUAGUUUUAUGUAAUUUUGCAACAACCUGUAAAUUAGACAAAAAACAAACAAACAUUAUUGGUGACCUAAAUCUGGUAUACUUGCAUUUACUAAAUUCCCAAUCAUCACAAAAUUUCCACAAGAAUUUGUGGCCCUCAUAUUUGUCAAAGGCCAUUCAUUUUCAAUGUGUGUAAAGUCUUGUGCAGCAGUUGGACUUUUUAUGAAGUACUGUUACCUUUUCAGGGAAUACUCCAAUCAUUUGCAUUGAAUUAUAAUUUACAAAGUAACUUGGGAUAUUUGCAAAUUUUUAAAGAUGGUACAAGAAUGGUGCAACCCUCCCUCCCCCUUCCCUCUUAUCUUUGAUGUUUUUGGAAUAUUGAAUAAGGUAUAAAACAAAUAUAGAAUCAUGUAUAAUCAUCUCUAUUGUUGGUUGGUAUAGAUACAUCACUGCAUCACAAUUGUUUGUACAAAACCAUUUUUCUAUUGU